AUGACUAAAGAUUUUAAUAAUGAAGUUUAUAUAUUAGCAAUAUCAAUUCUAUCUAAAUUUAAUGUUAAAGUGGUUUAUAAAUGCUUUAAAAAAUUGGAAACUUUUGAUGAUCAACGAAUUAUAGAGGCUGCACAUGCUCAAGCUAAUAGAGAAGGAAAACAAUUAAAACUUAUAACAGCAAUUUUAAGAGGUAAAAAAUUAGAUGAACGUCUUUUUAAAAUAAAAGAAAUUCAUAAUAAAUCUGGAGUUCCUUAUACUAGAAGAGAUAAAAGUGAAAUUAAAAGAAAAGCAAUAGCUAUUAUACGAAAAAGUACUCGUAAAAGAAAUCAUAAAGAAGUAUUAAAGGAAGAAUCUAAAAAAAUAUCCGAUAAAAAAGGUGUAAAAAGAAAAGCUGUUAUAGAUAGUUCAAAAGUCAAAAAAACCCGAAUAAAUAUUAAUGAACCUGAUAAUGAACAAGAAAAUAACUUAUGUUCAGAAAUCGAUAUUGAAGAACGAUAG
Messenger RNA from Funneliformis caledonium, 498 nucleotides. The record is from the annotation of a GenBank genome assembly. NCBI's taxonomy places the organism in Eukaryota, Fungi, Glomeromycota, Glomeromycetes, Glomerales, Glomeraceae.